Erigeron canadensis is the source of this 1148-nucleotide messenger RNA. Its product is annotated as mitochondrial acidic protein mam33. The record is from RefSeq and is a predicted model, not a curated record. Gene Ontology annotation, cellular component: mitochondrial matrix. The transcript has 3 exons. Bases 112 to 813 code for a protein of 233 amino acids. NCBI's taxonomy places the organism in Eukaryota, Viridiplantae, Streptophyta, Magnoliopsida, Asterales, Asteraceae.
UUUCAUUUUCUUCCUGAAAUUAUAAAAAAAUUAUUUUACUCAAAAUAAAACAAACCGAAAUCUGACCCAAAGAACACUAUACGAAAGCAUUAAUCUUUGCAGAAAGAAACCAUGUUGAGAACAGCUAUGCAACGCGCCACCCGCGCUGUUCUCCGGUCACCGCUUCCGGCCAUCACCACAACGCCUUUCCGCCGCCACUACUCUUCCAGCAACAGCAACUCUUCACCGUCUUCAGUAGUCAACUCCAUGAUUCUCCGUUCUCUAAAAGAUCACUACACUGAAGUCUCCAAAAUGGCUCCACCCCCUAAGGUGAGCCCACCUGCAGAAUUUACAGUAGUGAAAGGGGCACUAGAUAGUGGUGGUCCGGUUUUAAAGAGGAUGUAUGGAGACGAAGAGAUUAGUAUAUCGGUUAUGCGGAUGGUUAAUAUUUUGCCUGGAGUUGAUCCUUCCGAAAUUGAUGGUGAUGAUGAGAUCAAUCAGUUGUUUCUUCAUGCUGAUGUAUCGAAACCUGGGCAAGAGUAUGUUUUGCAUUUCCUGUGUGGGUUGUAUCCGGAUGCUUUGGGGAUUCAUUCGGUUUCUUUAAGACAUAAGCAUGAGACCUCGGGGCUUCUAGAGGUUCCAUCUAAAUACAAUGGUCCUAGCUUUGAAGCCCUUGAUGAUAGAAUGAGGGAUGCAUUUCACGGUUUCAUCGAAGAGAGGGGUAUAAAUGAUAGUCUCUUUCCUUUUUUACAAGCAUGGCUCUAUGUGAAGGAUCACCGAAGUCUUAUGCAUUGGUUCAAAUCUGUGGGGACAUGUGUUAAGAAGAGCAGUUAAACUUCAUCUCACUUAUUAUCGGCUAAAAGACCUGACAAUUUUUUUUGUUAAUGGGUGUAUCUGCUCUAAGGUUAGCAUAUGCUAAAGACAUUUAUUCCUAAGGUUAGCAUUUUCUAAAGACAUUUAUUCCUAAGUUUACCCUUUCAUCUUUCCAUCUUCAUAACAUAUGUUUAGCAUUCAGUUUCAUUUCAUAUAUUUUAAUCCUUUAAUCAUCUCAAGAACAUUUGAAUUUGGAAUCCUCAUUUUGAUCACCAAGUCAUCUGAAUUUAUAGAUUUUCAGGAAGAACGUUGUUACUUACGUGUUCGUCAAUACUACCUUAUGAAUGUAAUGAUUA